AAUUUCGCCAGUAGUGAAACGACACAUGGAAAAGUGCAAGGCAUUCUGCUUAAAACACUAUAUGACGAACAGUUUUACGCUUUUGAUGGCAUUCCAUAUGCUAUCCCUCCUCUCGGAACGCUGCGCUUCAAGGAGCCACACGAUCUGAAGCCUUGGCAUGGAGUUCGAGAUUGCUCCAAGCCCUUGAACAAGUGCCUACAAGUGAGCUCCUACACCAAGUUGGUGGAGGGUUCCGAGGACUGCCUGUACUUGAAUAUUUCAGUGAAAACCCUGCACAGUGAGAAACCUUUGCCGUUGAUGGUCUAUAUCCAUGGCGGUUUGUUUAAAAGCGGAGAUUCCUCGAGACAAGCAUGGGGUCCGGAUUACCUAAUGAGAGAAGAUGUCCUUCACGUAAGCAUCGGACAUCGCUUGGGACCAUUGGGGUUCCUCAGUUUUAAAGAUCCCUCGCUGGGAAUUCCUGGAAACGCAGGCCUCAAGGAUAUAAUCAUGGCUCUACGUUGGAUAAAAGCGAACGCAGCCAACUUCAACGGGGACCCUGACAGGAUUACCAUCUUCGGCCACAGCUCUGGUAGUAUGAUCGUUCAUAUGCUGUUGUCCAGUCCACAAGCGGAAGGACUCUUUCAGAAGGCGAUCCUUAUGGCCGGUUCCUCCAUGGAGCUGAACGGCCUGCCUCAUAUGGAAUACCGCCUGGCCAAACACUUGGGAUUUGAGGGAGAAAACGUUGAUAGUCAUGUUUUGGAGUUCCUCUUGAAGGCAGAUCCGCAUCAGCUCGUCUCAACGGACCUUUUCAGUCCAGCGGAGAAGGGUAAAGGUCUUUCUAUGGCCUUUGUACCUAGCGUAGAGUGGUAUCCCACUUCCAACGCUGUUCUUCUGGCCAAUCCCAAGGAUCUGCUGCGCAACAGCUGGAGCAACCGCAUUCCUAUCAUACUUGGCGCUAAUAGUAAUGAAGGACUACUCGACAUGGUCGGUGGGAGGACCGAUCCCAAGGUCCUUAAGAUGUUCCACAAAUAUCCGGAGCGCGUGCUUCCCUGGACCCUCAAGCGUUGGUGCGGUCCCGACCUGCAGCGUGAAAUGGGUCGGGAACUGUUGGAGUGUUUCUGCAAUGCGCAUGGCGAACAACUGAGCACUGAGCAUUUCAAUGCCUUAUCAGAACUGUUUACCCACAACGCUUUCCAUUCGCUUGAUCGAUUAGUGCAGUCCAGAACGGCUUACAGCCGAGCACCAACUUAUUUUUACAGAUUCGAUUUCGAUUCCCCAGACUUUAACUUUUACCGGAUUCGAUACUUUGGAAAGGAGCAGCGCGGCGUUGCUCAUGUGGACGAGCUAGGCUACAUCUAUGUAAUUCCGGCUACUUUUAAAUUGGAUGAUUCACGACCAGAAUUCACCGUGAUUUGUCGAAUGGUGUCAAUGCUGGUGCACUUUGCCGCCACCUCGGAUCCCAACUCUCCGCUGACCAAGCCGUUGGUAGAUUGGAAGCCUGUCAAUCGCUCUGGAACUCGAAUGGUGCUCAACAUCAGCGAGGAACUGCAGUUUAUUCCACUGCCAGAGACGCCCAAGCUUAGGUUCUACGAUCACUUGUUCGAAAGAGCUGGAGUGUCCCUUUUUUAGAUUUCUUUAGCUUAAGCUAGUCAAGAAGAAGGAGCUCCGACUACCUAGAUACACGAUGCUUUGUCUACCAGUUUUUAAAAAAGUAUGUCGUCAAUUAUGUGUUUUUCUUAUUGUCCAGCAGAUGGCGCACAUGCAGCUCUAUUGGCACGGCCAACAAAAGACUUGCAAUCGCCAUCUUCUGGUCACUAAAGGCGUUUUGAAUAUAGCUAUACUAAGCUGUUUAAUACAUUAAAAAUACAAACUUAAA
Molecule: messenger RNA, 1855 nt
Organism: Drosophila gunungcola (fruit fly)
Lineage: Eukaryota; Metazoa; Arthropoda; Insecta; Diptera; Drosophilidae
Product: esterase B1-like
Exons: 3
Source: RefSeq, a predicted model, not a curated record